Messenger RNA from Eutrema salsugineum, 357 nucleotides. RefSeq lists its product as uncharacterized. The coding region runs from base 1 to 357 and encodes 118 amino acids. The record is from RefSeq and is a predicted model, not a curated record. Lineage: Eukaryota; Viridiplantae; Streptophyta; Magnoliopsida; Brassicales; Brassicaceae. The transcript has 2 exons.
AUGGCGAAGCAGUUUCACAAAGUAGAAGUUCACAAUGGGCACAAUACCUCGUUUUGGUUCGACUCAUGGAGUGACUUAGGAUGCUUGGAGGAAAUUGUUGGGGAGCGUGGACACCUAGACCUGGGGAUUCAAAAGCCUGCCAAGGUUGGAGAGAGUGGGACUGACGAUGAGGAUGUAGCAAAGUGGAAAGCAAGAGAUGGAAAUUACAAAGCAAAGUUCGUCACUAGGGAUACUUGGUAUCAAAUCCGAACUGCAAAGCCCAGCGUAAAUUGGUACAAAGGAGUUUGGUUCUCACAAUCCACUCCUAAGUACACAUUCAUGUCUUGGCUUGCUUUUCAAAAUCGGUUAGCCACUUGA